AUGCCGCCGUGCAUGGGACCCGGCCGGCCCAGCGGGCAGCCGGUCGGCCCGCGGAGUCGCGUGGCUCGCACGCCCGCCCACCCCGGCAGCCUGACCUUGGACUUGGGGGCCGGCGCCGGGGACCCGCAGCUCGUGGCCAUGAUCGUGAACCACCUCAAGAGCCAGGGGCUCUUCGACCAGUUCCGCAGGGACUGCCUGGCCGACGUGGACACCAAGCCUGCCUACCAGAACCUGAGGCAAAGGGUUGACAGCUUUGUCGUGAACCACUUGGCCACUCAUACCUGGAGUCCUCACCUCAACAAGAACCAGCUGAGGAACAACAUCAGACAGCAGGUGCUCAAAUCAGGAAUGUUGGAGUCUGGUAUUGACCGAAUUAUUUCUCAGGUUGUGGAUCCAAAGAUCAACCACACAUUCAGACCUCAGGUGGAGAAGGCUGUGCACGAGUUUCUGGCCACCCUGAACCACAGAGAGGAAGCAAGUGGCAGCACAGCCCCCACUGAGGAGAAACCGGACUCUUCCAUCGUUACACAAGGUGUCCCAGUGCCUGGACCCAGCGCGAAUGUAGCCAAUGAUGCCAUGUCGAUCCUGGAAACCAUAACAUCUCUUAACCAAGAGGCUAGUGCAGCCAGAGCUUCGACAGAAGCAUCAAACACCAAGUCCAGUGAGAGAGUCUCUAAAAAACUCCCAUUGCAGCCAACCACUGACACCAGUGCCGAGAAAGAGAGAACUUCAGAGGACGUGGCUGACAAGGAAAAGUCUACACCUGACUCUGCAGGGGAGGGACAGGAGACAGCCCCUAAACCUGAAGAAUUCAAUGAUCUCCCUUGUCCAGUUGAGGAAAUUAAAAAUCACACAAAAGAGAGUAAUAGUUCAAUUCUGCUAAAUAAGGAUGUUCAACAGGAAAGCACUGACCAAAAAAACAAAUCAACUGACAAAGGUGAAAAGAAACCAGAGAGCAAUGACAAAGGAGAAAGAAAGAAAGAAAAGAAGGAAAAGACCGAAAAGAAAUUUGACCACUCAAAGAAGAGUGAGGACCUACAAAAAGUGAAAGAGGAGAAGCAAGCAAAGGAAAAAGAAGGAGAGUGUUCAAAACUCCCUUCAGAAAAGACCAGCAAUAAAGUUAAAACCAUUGAAGGGACAAAAGAAGAUUGCUCCUUGGUAGAUUCUGACGUGGAUGGACUUACAGACAUCACGGUUAGCUCUGUCCAUACCAGUGACCUUUCGUCUUUUGAAGAAGACACCGAGGAGGAAGUUGUGAUGUCUGACAGCAUGGAAGAAGGAGAGAUUACAUCAGAUGAUGAGGAGAAGAACAAGCAGAACAAAACAAAAACUCAAACCAGUGAUCCCAGCGAAGGAAAAGCAAAAAGCGUGCGGCAUGCUUACGUUCACAAACCUUAUCUUUACUCAAAGUAUUACAGUGACUCCGAUGAUGAACUGACCGUAGAGCAACGGCGCCAGUCUAUUGCUAAAGAAAAAGAAGAGAGACUUUUAAGAAGGCAAAUUAAUAGAGAGAAACUUGAAGAAAAACGAAAGCAGAAAGCAGAAAAGACAAAGACUUCAAAAGCUAAGAGUCAAGGCAAAAAUAGUGUGGACUUAGAAGAAUCAUCAGCAAAGAAUUUGGAACCUAAAGCCCCCAGAAUUAAAGAAGUCCUUAAAGAACGGAAAGUUUUAGAGAAAAAAGUAGCCUUAAGCAAAAAAAGGAAGAAAGAUUCAAGGAAUGUUGAAGAGAAUUCUAAAAAGAAACAGCAAUCUGAAGAAGAUUCCAAAGAAACGCUCAAGACAAGUGAGCAUGUUGAAAAGGAAAAAGUGUCUUCUUCAAAGGACCUGAAGCAUGUUCACAUAAAAAGCGAACCAAGUAAACCUGCCCGGAGACUUUCUGAGUCUUUGCAUUCAGCCGAUGAAAACAAAAAUGAGUCCAAGGUAGAGAGAGAGCACAGGAGACGCACAUCUACCCCCGUUGUGGAGGAGGGGGCCCAGGAAGAGGCUGAUGCAAGAGAUGGGAAAAGACAGGUGGAACGGUCGGAAAUGGGCACUGAAGAGCCCCAGAAACAGAAAAGUACACUUAAAAAUGAAAAGCAUCUAAAGAAAGAUGAUUCUGAAACACCACAUGUGAAGAGCCUACCUAAGAAGGAGGCAAAAUCCUCAAAGGAGAAGCCUGAAAAAGAGAAGACUCUGUCAGAAGACAAAUCAUCUACAAAGCAUAAGUAUAAAGGUGACGGUCUGCAUAAAACAAGUGAUGAGACGGAGCUUCACUCUUCUGAGAAAAGCUUAAAAGUGGAUGAAAAUGCUCAAAAGCAAAGUCAACAAACAAAACUGUCUUCAGAUGAGAAAACUGAACGAAAAAGUAAACAUAAGAAUGAAAGGAAGUUAUCAAUUUUAGGCAAAGAUGGAAAGCCAGUUUCUGAAUAUAUCAUAAAAACAGAUGAGAAUGUUCGUAAAGAAACCAACAAAAAAGAGAGACAUGUGUCAGCCGAAAAAACUAAGGCAGAACACAAAUCAAGGAGAUCCAGCGAUUCUAAAAUUCAGAAAGAGUCUCUGAGUUCCAAGCAACACGGAAUCCCAUUACAGAGAAGAAGUGAAAGUUAUUCAGAGGACAAGUGUGAUAUGGACUCAACUAACGCAGACAGCAGUUCAAAACCGGAAGACGUGGUUCACAAGGAGAAGCGAAGAACAAAGAGCUUCCUGGAAGAGAAGCUUCUGUUAAAGUCGAAACCAAAAAGUCAAGGCAAACAGUUAAAAGUAGUUGAAACGGAGUUACAAGAAAAUGUCACAAAACAGGUGACCACUCCAAAACCAGAUAAGGAGAAGAGCAUGGAAGAGAUCAACCCAGACAGACAGCGGAAGUCUAAAGUUGAAGACAAACCUGAGGAAACUGGCAGCGAAGCUGUAUCAGACAGUGUCGCUUCUUCACACGGCGUACAGAAGGAUUCUUCUAGUCACAGAACCAAGUUACCAUUAGCAAAGGAGAAAUAUAAGGCUGAAAAAGAUUCAGGCCCCUCCAGACCUGAGAGGAAGUUAUCGGAUGGGCACAAAAGCAGAAGCUUAAAGCAUAGUAAGGAAGUAAGAAAAAAGGAAGAAAAUAAAUCAGAUGACAAGGAUGGUAAAGAAGUUGACAGCAAUCAUGAAAAGGCCAGAGGGAAUAGUUCGGUUAUAGAAAAGAAAUUGAGUAGAAAGUUGUGUGAAAACCGAAGAGGAAGCUUAUCCCAAGAAAUGACCAAAGGAGACGAAAGAUCAACAAACACCUUGGGCACCACCAGUAGUUCCUCCAUUCAGAGACCAAAAAAGAGUGGUGACACCACAUUAAUGCCUGAACAAGAGCCGAUGGAAAUUGAUUCUGAGCCAGCCAUUGAAAAUGUGUCUGAAGCAUCUAAAACUCAAGACAACAGCAGUACUAGUUCUCAGCAAGACCUUGAUUCCGAAAAUGUCAUGAAACAAAAAACCACAGUCCCGGUUCUGAAGGAUGAAUUAAGAACUUCCACAGCAGAUUCAAAAUCUGCAGCUCCGGCCUAUAAAUCAGGACGUGGAACAGGAGUUGUUAGUAAUUCUGAAAAGCACGCUGACCAUAAAAGCACUCUGACCAAGAAAGUACAUAUCCAAAGUGCUGUGUCCAAACUGAACCCUGGGGAGAAAGAGCCCAUUCACCAGGGAACUCAUGAAAUGAACAUAGACUCUGAAACUAGUCCUAGACUGUUCCCUCGAGCCCUGUCAGAAAAUGAUAGGGCACAAAAGAAUUUGAAAAAUACAACCAGACCCUCUCAAGAACAUACUGCUCAAGGAGAUGCUGGGCGUGAACAUUCCCCAAAUCUAGAUCCUUCACCAUCCUUGACUUCUGUAGCUGUCGUGCCUCCAAAACAGUCCCCUGAUUCAGACAACGUAAGUCCUUUGGGGGACCAGAGGACUGCUUUAGAAGGCGGCCCCGCCAGCACCUCACUUGCAGAGCACUCUGGUAUUCCUAACCCAAGUUUGACUGCUAGCGAAUCAGAAGUCCUUAGGACAAGUGACAGUAAAGAAAGUGGAGCAGUUUCCACAGUAGAUACACCAGCAAAAGCUAGCAUGGAAAGCAAAAGACACAUUCCAGAAGGUUACCAGCCUGCUGUGCUGCACAGUAAGGGAAGAGUAAACGUGCCUAUUGGCAGCAAGGGAACAGACCUGAAGAUGGAAAAUGAGACCGUUAACCAAGAAGAUGGCUUACUGGACAUGGCCAGGAAAGAAAGUGACUUAAGCAUAGAUCCCAGUCCAAAGCAGACAACGAGAGCCAUGCUGGAAAAUGGCAAAAAGCACGGUGUCACUGUUGACCUGGUGGUCGGCCUGAGGACAGAAAAAGCUGCCGAGACGGUUGUGCUCAACAGUAGUAGCGGCCCCGGUGAAAUAGAAAACACAGCAGCUGGCGUUGACAGAAGGACUGAGAACAGUGAGGCCGACACCAGCGCUGGCUGCAGUGCCACCUCAGUUCUGGAGCAACGGAGCGGAAACCCUGAGGAUGUGACAGCCGGGUCUGGCAGGGCCGAAAAGUCUUCUUUUGCCACUAGUUCUGCAGGGAAGGACGAAGGCAUCCCCUCUAUUACUGUCAAGGCGGGGGAUGCUACCACCACCUCCUCGGAAGCAGGAGAGGGCGAGGUGGCUGUUCCCUGCUUGAGCAUUGAGGCAGACGAAGGCUUCGUAGCAGGAGCCUGCUCUGGGAACAAUCCUCUUCACGUUGGGGUGGAAGCCAGCGAAUGCACUGUCUUUGCGGCAGCCGAAGAGGGUGGAGGCGUGGUCACAGAAGGAUUUGCCGAAAGUGAAACUUUCCUCACAAGCACCAAGGAGGGAGAGAGCGGAGAGUGUGCCACAGCUGAAUCCGAAGAAAGGGCAGCAGACCCCGUGACCGCUCAUGCAGUCACAGUUGAAGAUGGUGUCAAUAGUGGGGUGACAGAAGAGAAAGAUGAUGCCGUCACCAGCGCCGGCUCUGAAGAGAAGUGUGACGGUUCUUCACGUACUGACUUGGAAAUGGCAGAAAGGACUGUCGCCUUCAUCAGUGAGGUCGAAAGCGAUGGCGCGGUGACAAGUGCUGGGACAGAAAUAAGGGAGGGCUCCUUAAGCAGUGAGGAGGUGGAUGGGUUCCAGGGAAAUGUGACAAGGACGGACCCCAAAAAAGAAACCGAGGGGACUGUGACAUGCACUGGCGAGGAAAGGAGCGGCAUUGCCUUUGUUAUGUGCUCCGUCACGGGUGCAGAGCAACCAGAGGAGCGCGUGGUAACAGGUGCAGCAGCAGCCCUGGUGGGUGACGACGUGCCACCAGGAACCAGUGCCCCCCAGGAAGGAGACGCUUCUGUGAAUGACGGCGCGGAAGGUGAAAGCGCUGUCACCAGCACAGGGAUAACAGAAGAAGAGGGAGAGGGGCCAGCUAGCUGCACAGGCUCAGAGGAGGGCAGCGAGGGCUUUGCUCUGAGUUCUGAAUCAGAAGAAAAUGGAGAGAGUGCAAUGGACAGCACGGUAGCCAAGGAAGGCACUAACGUGCCACUGGUCGCCACUGGCCCGUGCGAUGACGAAGGCGUUGUAACCAGCACUGGUGCCAAAGAGGAGGAUGAGGAAGGGGAAGGCGUGGUGACCAGCACGGGGCGGGGGAAUGAAAUUGGGCAUGCGUCCACUUGCACUGGCGCAGAGGAGGAAGGUGAAGGGGUAUCUGUUUGCGGAAGUGCCGAAGAAGGGGACAGUCAGGUGGGUACUGCGGCAGGGCGCGUGGGAGCCGAGGCUGGAGCCGCCAUCACCAAUGCCACCGAGAGCAGCGUCGACAGCAUGAGCGGCGCGGAGAAGGGCACGAAGGAGCCGGAGAUCUGCUCCAGCGCCAAAGGGAUCGUAGAAAGCAGCGUAACCAGUGCAGCUUCCGGAAAGGCUGACAAAGCACCAGUCCCCGAAGGUCGCGAGGCUCCCAUGACCAGCGCAGCCUCAGAUCAGCGUGACAGUCCGCUCGCCAGAAAAGAAAAAGUGGACGAUACCACUACUUCCACUGGCUUGGUGGGGGGCAGUUACGAGGUACUCGGGUCGGGUGCAGUCCCACAGUGUGAAGCCGGGCGCAUGUCGCCUGGUGGGAAGGAAGAUGAAGGCGUCAUCACCUCUGUGGAAAACGAAGAAUGUGACGGCCUCAUGGCCACUACAGCCAGUGACGCUGUUGCCAACCAAGCUUGUGUCGCGGGGAGCAAAAGUGCAGGCAAAGGCUUGCUGAUCUCCACCAGCACAACAAACGAUGACACGCCCCAGCUAAGCAUGGCUGCAGAUGCACAGGAGGGUCAUCCGCACAAGCUGAGAGCUGGGGAAGGCAUGCAGGGCGCUGGCCUAAACAUGGAAGAAUUCGAGGCCCCCAUGCCCAGUGCAGUGUCAGAGGAGAGCCUGCUGGCUGCUGUGGGGAACCAGGACAAAGAUGAGUGUGCCAUGAUUUCCACGAGCAUAGGCGAAGAGUUCGAGGUGCCUAUUUCCAGCGUGACAACCCUCACGUGCGCUGAAAGUCAGCCGCCGACAGUCACGGCAAAGGAAAGCGCACAAGGUGCCAGCUUGGCAAGCACCAACGACUUCGAGGUGCCCAUGCCCAGUGCGCCCGCGCAGGCUGAAAGCCCCCUCGCCUCGACCAGCAAGGAGGAGAAGGACGAGUGCGCGCUCAUCUCCACCAGCAUCGCGGAGGGGUGCGAGGCCUCCGUGGCCGACGCGCGGCCUGCCCCCGCCCUGGAGGAAAAGGACAGCAGUGCCAUCAUCUCCACCAGCUCGGGGGAGGACUGCGAGGGCCCCGUGUCCAGCGCUGCCCCUCGGGAGGAAGGCCACCCCUCAGCCAUGCGAGCAGAGGAGAUCAGCGACGCUGCCAUGAUUUCCACUAGCACCUCCGAGGGCCGCGAGGCAGUCAUGAGGGGCACUGGCCUGCAGGACGACGAGCAGUCCACCGCCCCGAGGACAGAGGACUCAAGUGACGCGGCCAUCAUCUCCACCAGCACGGCCGAGUGCGCGCCGGCGCCCAUGGGCCUUGAAAGGCACGAGGAGAGCCAGCUGACCACCAGUGUGGCUGACGGAAGAGAUGAUCCGUCAGCCACUGGGAAGACCAAGGGCAAGGCCCCGAUGCCCAGCCUGAUGGCUGCCAACAGCUCUCCACACCCCAUGUCCCUAGCAGGGUCCAGAGCCAUGGGCCCCGAGGAUGGUCCCCACAAGGUGCCACCAGCAGUGAUGGGACAGAGCGAGUGCUCUUCGCACCUUGUCAAUGCGACAGAGAGGGGCACGUGGCCAGGCCCCGUUCAGAGGUCACAGGGGGGCCCUGGGGCAUCCGUGGAGGUGCAUCACACCUGCUGGGCAGGGAGGGGCGAGCAGAGGGAAGCGGGCCCACCCGAGGAUCAGAGUGGACAGGAGCGGACGGCCGGGUGGACAGAUGAGGACCCCUCCCCGGGGAGUCACCACUUGCCAGCAGUGAGUCCGGGUGCCGAGAGAGCUGAGGGCACCCCACCUAUGGGAGACGCUGCAGUGCGGCUGCCCUCUCCUGGGCUCUGUGUACCCACAGACCCCAUGAAAACCACUGCCACCGAACGUGUUAACGGCCAACAAUCAGAAACUGGUCCUUCCCACGUACUGGUUGUUCCAGCUGCCUGUGGUGUGGCUCUGUCGACUCCAGAAUACGAUCAGGACUUGCCCGUGACAAGUGACCACAAUGGCAGAAGGACAGUCCACGGGUUGACGGAACAGGCAGGAGAUGGUAAUGGCAUGAGGAAGUCAUUCCAGGAGCCAAGAGACCCCAUACUCGCUCCUGAAGGAAGUUUGCACGAUGCAGGCACUGAAGAGUCUCCGUCGAGUGUUUCGGGAGGACGGGCACCGGAAGGCGACCCGACAACUGAGACACUCGUACCAUCCGGGGAAGAGAAAAACCACGAAGUCCCAGCAGCACCAGAGAGCCUGUGUGGGAGCGAGCCCGGUGGGGCAGCCGAACGGCAGGGGGAGCCUUUCGCGGCGAAUGAGUCACAUAACGUCAAAAAUUCAGGCUCCAGAACAAAUGAAGAAAUUCAUGGCGAAUCUCCUAAAAAAGAAGAGAUAUCCAAUGGCAGAAAAGACAGCACAGAAGCCUUAGGAGAUCACAGUGUGGAAGCAAAUCCUAAAGAGGCUGAAGAGGAGGAAAGGCAGAUGCCUAAAAGAAAAAGAAAGAAGCAUUACCCCUCUUCAGAAGACGAACUGGAUGAAAAUCCAGAUGUCCUAGAUUCCAGAAUAGAAACAGCACACAGGCAGUGUUCUGAAACUGAGCCACAAGAUACGAAGGAGGAUAACUCAGGAGAUCUGGAAGAAUUCUCUAAAAUGAGCUCCAAGACAGCCAGCACUGCCUCCCGGGCCGUGGAUGAAAAAGACGAAUACAGCAGCGGGGAAGCUACUGGAGAAAAGACAGAGCAGAACGACUACGACACGGUGAAAUCUCCGGAGGAAGAUCAGCCAGUAAUUAUUAAAAGGAAAAGAGGAAGACCCCGUAAAUACCCCAUCGAAACAGCAUUAAAAACAAAAGAAGAUUGCAAAACGGAUCCUGGUGUUGUCACUGCAGAACCGUCUCCGCCUGGCAGCAAACCCAAACCCACACCAGCAGAUGAGUCCAAUAAAGAAACCAGUGCCCCACAAGAAAGAAGUAUAAGCCAUGACGACGGUGAAGAAAAAGCAGUAGCGAGUGUGCGUCGGAGAGGAAGAAAGCCCAAGCGCUCGCUCACCCUGUCAGACGAUGCUGAGUCUUCAGAGCCAGAAAGGAAACGCCAGAAAUCAGUGUCUGAAGCCACUGAGGACAAGAGAGACCAGGAGUCUGAGGAGGAGGAGGAGGACGAGGACGAGGAGGAGCCCCCCGGAGCCACCACGAGGUCCGCCACCAGAUCAGAGGCCCAGAGAAAGCAUCCUAGCAAGCCAUCGGCACCUGCAGCAUCCAAACAUGGCAGCCCAGAGACAGUUUCUUCUAGAAAUCGCCAAAAAUUAGCAAAAGAGAAGUUAUCUGCCAGCGAGAAAGUUAGUAAAUCUCCCCCAUUAGGAAGAUCGAAGGCCCAGCUCUCCCCUUCUAGCAAGCGCAAGAGGGAAGCCAGCCCCCCCGGAGCCCGCACCAGAGGCCAGCAGAGGGUGGAGGAAGCCCCUUCGAAGAAGGCCAAGCGGUAAUCCUGGCCGCCGCCGCCCCAGGCUUGUCGGGGCCACCGCGGAGAGAAGAGGGACGGGCCUUGGGGCCAUAAGCUUUUUGUUUUAACCAGGGAAAGGACAUGCAUGUGCUCUGAGUUCCUAGGUGCAAGCUUUUUCUUGUUCUGUUUUAAACAGCUUUAUAAACUACUGUUCAUAGAAGAGAUUAUGUACAUUUAUUUCGGAUAAAGGAAAAUAAGUUUACUUUGUAUCUGAACUCAAAACAAAGUAGUUGUAUAUUUUAACAUUUGAAAUUGGGACUUCCCGAUGGGACACGUCACUAAUGCAAACCCUCCCAGCCCAUCAGAUACCAGGCUGCCUACUGGUGAUCUGUGUACAGUAUAUAAACAUGUAAAAAUAGGUUGUAUUUUACUCUAUGUAUGAUGCUAAUCAAUGAACACUUUAUUUAUUUUACAGAGAAAACUUAUCUGUGAACUUUACUAUAUAUCUGUUUAUUUUAUUUUAUUAUUUUUUUUAAUAAAAAAAAGGGGGGGGAAGGGGUUUUAAAUGCUAUGCAGUCAUUAGUAGAGAUGUUUUAGAAUGCUCCCUGCCUUGUAAUUAUCCAACGACCUGGCAGGAAAUACAGAAUCUUCUCGCAUGUAUAGCAGUGAAGUAGUUUAGCUCCAGAAAGGGCCUGUGUUGCUCUUCUGUUCACAGCUGUGACUGUUUUUAAGAAGGUACCUUGUUUUUAGAUCUUGCCCACCUCUGUGGCUCUCCCAGCCCCACUGGUGUGCGAGGCCCUCCCUCUGUCACCUGUAGGAGAAAACCCGCAGGUGUUCGCUCCUCCCCUCCGUGCUCCCCCGAGGCUAAUACCUGUUUUCUUUCCAUGUCGUCCUUUCCGGUGACGAGAAAUGCAUUUCGAUGAGGUCACUCCCAUCUAUCGAGCUUCAGGAUUUUAUGUUGUUUUAUACGCAAUGAUUUCAAGAUAGAAACUGGUUUUAUCGCCAGAUUCUUUUUUAAACAUGUUUUAACUCCCAUACGAACAAACUGUCCACCCUAAGUUUUCCAUAAGAUUAAAUUUUUCUUAAGAUCAAACUUGUCUCUAGCAAUGGAUGUGAUGAGUUGCCAAAUAAUUGAGAUUAUUUUAAAAUGUUUUGUUCAUAUUGUUUUAUAAUUAAAAUUUACAUUCAGUGUGUGUGAA
This is a messenger RNA of Suricata suricatta (meerkat), 10279 nucleotides long. RefSeq names its product biorientation of chromosomes in cell division 1 like 1 (gene BOD1L1). Lineage: Eukaryota; Metazoa; Chordata; Mammalia; Carnivora; Herpestidae. Bases 1 to 9123 code for a protein of 3040 amino acids. The transcript is spliced from 28 exons. The record is from RefSeq and is a predicted model, not a curated record.